UUGUGGAUGGGGGUCGGCCGACUUUGGGGGUGGUCCCUGAUCACCGAAAGAAGAGGGAAGUACUGGCUGAAUGGCGCUCCAGUCCCCUGCAGGGCCUACUCCAUCCUACUUGUUACAUAUGUACUUCUGGGAAUUUGUGCAGCAAAUGAUUCAAAGCCAAACAUUCUCUUGAUAAUGGCAGAUGACCUUGGCAUUGGAGACUUGGGUUGUUAUGGCAAUAACACACUCAGGACCCCAAAUAUUGAUCGCCUUGCAAAGGAAGGAAUCAAACUCUCACAGCACUUAGCUGCUGCUCCUCUAUGUACUCCCAGCAGAGCCGCUUUCCUGACAGGUAGACAUGCCUUCAGAUCAGGAAUGGAUGCCACUAAUGGAUAUCGUGCACUUCAGUGGAAUGGAGGUUCAGGAGGACUUCCCACAAAUGAAACAACUUUUGCAAAAAUACUACAGAAGGAAGGAUAUGCAACAGGACUUAUAGGAAAAUGGCACCAAGGAGUGAAUUGUGAAUUCCGAACUGAUCACUGCCACCAUCCAUUAAGUCAUGGAUUUGACUAUUUUUAUGGCAUGCCUUUCACACUUAUAAAUGAUUGUCAAAUAAAUAAACCCCCAGAAGUAGAUGCUGCCUUUAGAGCUAAACUUUGGGUUUACACCCAGGUAAUUGUCGUUGGGAUGUUAACACUUAUCACUGGCAAACUUUCUGGCUUAAUCUCAGUAUCCUGGAAAAUACUGAUGUGCUUGAUUACUCUUAGUUUUCUGUUUUUCAUUUCCUGGUACUCCAGUUUUGGAUUUGUGCAGUAUUGGAACUGUAUCAUGAUGAGAAACUAUGAAAUUACUGAACAACCAAUGGUUUUAGAGAGAACAGCAACUCUUAUGCUAAAGGAAGCAAUUUCAUUUAUUGCCAGAAACAAGCAUAAGCCCUUCCUCCUCUUUGUUUCUCUGCUGCAUGUCCAUAUUCCUCUUGUUACCACAAAACAGUUCCUUGGGAAAAGCAGACAUGGCCUGUAUGGAGACAACGUAGAAGAGAUGGACUGGAUGGUGGGUAAAAUUCUUGAUGCAAUUGAACAAGAAGGCUUAAAAAACACAACAUUUACUUACUUUACCUCAGACCAUGGAGGGCAUUUGGAAGCUAGAGAAGGACAAGCCCAGCUUGGUGGAUCAAAUGGAAUAUACAAAGGAGGCAAAGGCAUGGGAGGCUGGGAAGGUGGAAUUCGUGUCCCAGGAAUAUUUCGAUGGCCUGGGAUGUUACCAGCAGGUCAAGUGAUUGAUGAACCUACAAGUCUGAUGGAUAUCUACCCAACUGUAGUUCAUCUAGGGGGUGGUAAAAUGCCCCAGGACAGAGUGAUGGAUGGCCACAAUCUGAUACCUUUGUUACAAGGAACUGUUGAGCACUCUGAACACCAUUUCCUAUUUCACUAUUGUGGGAUUCACUUACAUGCAGCACGGUGGCACCAAAAGGACAGUAACAAAAUCUGGAAGGUUCAUUAUAUAACUCCAAAUUUUCACCCAGAAGGAUCUGGAGCUUGCUAUGGGAGAGGAGUCUGCCCAUGUUCUGGGGAACAUGUAACUUACCAUGACCCACCUCUGCUAUUUGAUCUUUCAAGAGAUCCCUCUGAGAUGAACCCUCUUUCACCUGAUACUGAGCCCUUUUAUCAUACUGUGAUUGAAAGAUUAAGAGAGGCAAUAAUGGAGCAUAAGAAUACUUUCAACCCUGUUUCCCAGCAAUUUUCUAUGAACAAUAUCAUGUGGAAACCAUGGCUUCAGCCAUGUUGUGGUACAUUCCCAUUUUGUUCAUGUGACAAGGAAAGUGACGAUGCCCACACUGCUCUCUAGAUAUUUAAAAACAAGUAGAACAUAGUUAAUUUUGGAGAUCUUUUUAAGGCAAUUUGAUUAAAAGGUAAGAGAAAUCAAAUCAUUUUGGGCAUAAUUGCAAAAUAUUAGGACACAAUGAAUAUUGAAUGUAUAUUUCAUGAAAUAUAAUAGACAUAGUAGAAGAUUACAAAAGAAAAAUAAUAUAUGAUUUACAUGCUAGCAGUCUCAUAAUGUCAAUCAAAACUUUCCCACAAAGUUGUUGUAUGUUUUAUGCACCUUCAUUUUAGGCAUUGGAUGUUUCAAUAAAAAUGAUCUAUUGAAAUUUGCUCUUAAAAUCUUAGGUUGGUAUGAACCAUGCAUAAUCUAUAUUUAUACAGAUUUUGACAUGGAAAGGAAUCAGUAUAUGCAUAAUUAUGUUUGAAAUAGACAUUUCUCUAGAAUAUUAAAUUCAUUCUCCAUUCUCAAUAUGGGGAAAUAAAUUUCAGUGGAAAAUUGC
Messenger RNA from Gracilinanus agilis (Agile Gracile Mouse Opossum), 2302 nucleotides. Its product is annotated as arylsulfatase D-like. NCBI's taxonomy places the organism in Eukaryota, Metazoa, Chordata, Mammalia, Didelphimorphia, Didelphidae. The record is from RefSeq and is a predicted model, not a curated record. Bases 7 to 1827 code for a protein of 606 amino acids. The transcript is spliced from 10 exons. Gene Ontology annotation, molecular function: arylsulfatase activity.